Messenger RNA from Knipowitschia caucasica, 327 nucleotides. The record is from the annotation of a GenBank genome assembly. NCBI's taxonomy places the organism in Eukaryota, Metazoa, Chordata, Actinopteri, Gobiiformes, Gobiidae.
AUGGGUCCUCCAAAAGUCAACAUCUCUCUGUGGGAUAUUUUAAAGUUGGACAGAAUCGGUGACCCACCAGAGGACUUGAGCCCAGAGGACUUGAGCCCAGAGGACUUGAGCCCAGAGGACUUGAGCCCAGAGGACUUGAGCCCAGAGGACUUGAGCCCAGAGGACUUGAGUCCAGAGGACUUGAGCCCAGAGGACUUGAGCCCAGAGGACUUGAGCCCAGAGGACUUGAGCCCAGAGGACUUGAGCCCAGAGGACUUGAGCCCAGAGGACUUGAGCCCAGAGGACUUGAGCCCAGCCGUCUCGUCGCCGCGACGACAGCAUUUCUAA